This is a messenger RNA of Baudoinia panamericana UAMH 10762, 657 nucleotides long. RefSeq lists its product as uncharacterized. Bases 1 to 657 code for a protein of 218 amino acids. Lineage: Eukaryota; Fungi; Ascomycota; Dothideomycetes; Mycosphaerellales; Teratosphaeriaceae. The record is from RefSeq and is a predicted model, not a curated record. The transcript has 2 exons.
AUGUCGCCACCGAGUACGAUUGAGUUCGUCGCCGAACUGAACAUCGGCCCAAUCGCGGGGGCUGGCUGUAGGCUGCUGAGGACCUGCCGUGGAAUAUAUCGCGAAGGCAAGCCUAUCCUGUACAGCCCAGCGGUCCUGUUCUGGAACCCUACUCUAUUCGGCAUCACUCCAAGCCCCUUCCUGCCGCGACUCUCCGAGUUCGGCCGUUUCCGCGGUUUAGGCAUGCUCCAAUUGUACGUUGACUUCAACGCUCUGUGCGUUCGGAAAGCAAUUCCACUCUGCGCAACUCUAUUCAAGCACCUUCCCUGCCAAGGUCUGGUGGGCAUACUUGUUAUUCUGCUCCGUGUGGAGCGCAACAAUUUCACGUCAUCCCAAGAACAGCGUGCGAAAACCUCACUGGAGAGCGUUGCACAGUUCCUCCGCAUGUGGCGCAGCGCUACCCAGGCUCGGACAUAUGCCGUGACCUUCAGUAUCGAGGGGUGUGUGGAGGCGACGUAUAUCGAGAGCCAGGAUGGCGGAUGGGCGGAGGGAACAGUCCUCUUGCCAGGUAUGGCGGAAGGCGAGGACCUAAUUGAAUACCCAGCCGAGCAGAAAUAUGAUAUCGUGAAUGAAGUGAAGAGAGCGCUAUCGGUUCCGGCGCACACGAGCACACUCUGA